Messenger RNA from Oncorhynchus nerka (sockeye salmon), 3641 nucleotides. Its product is annotated as src substrate cortactin-like. The transcript has 15 exons. Gene Ontology annotation, molecular function: actin filament binding. The record is from RefSeq and is a predicted model, not a curated record. The coding region runs from base 132 to 1673 and encodes 513 amino acids. Gene Ontology annotation, cellular component: site of polarized growth; plasma membrane; cortical actin cytoskeleton. Gene Ontology annotation, biological process: regulation of actin filament polymerization. NCBI's taxonomy places the organism in Eukaryota, Metazoa, Chordata, Actinopteri, Salmoniformes, Salmonidae.
GAAGUGGGAUAUUGGGAGAGCCGGAAGAGAGCUCGCCAAAAGGAAUAUUCCAUCACACCCCGAGGACUGUCAAGAGGUGCAUUAUUUUCACAUCUCAAAAAUAUUUUUGACAGCAGGGAAUUUUCAUAAAAAUGUGGAAGGCAGCAGCAGGUCAGUCCGUCACCGUGGCAGUGGAUGACGGAGGUGACGACUGGGAGACAGACCCAGACUUUGAGAAUGACGUUUCAGAGAAGGAGCAGCGUUGGGGGGCCAAGACUGUGGAAGGCUCCGGUCACCAGGAACACAUUAAUAUCCACAAGCUGCGUGAGAACGUGUCGUCCGAGCACAGUGACCUUAGGCAGAAGGAGCAGGCCGCCAUGCCCAAAGCCUCGGACGGCUAUGGGGGCAAGUUUGGGGUGCAGCAGGACCGCAUGGACAAGUCUGCUGUGGGCCAUGAGUACCAGAGUAAGCUGUCCAAGCACUGCUCUCAGACAGAUACAUCCAAAGGCUUCGGGGGGAAGUUUGGAGUGCAGGACGACCGCGUCGACAAGUCCGCCGUUGGGUUUGACUAUGCUGGGAAGACUGAGAAACACGCGUCGCAGAAAGACUACUCCACAGGGUUUGGGGGGAAAUAUGGGGUGCAGGCAGACCGUGUGGACAAGACUGCAAUGGGCUUUGAAUACCAGGGCAAAACGGAGAAACACGACUCUCAGAAAGAUUACACCAAAGGUUUUGGCGGGAAGUUCGGAGUGGAGACUGACAAGGUGGACAAGAGCGCCUUGGGCUUUGAGUACCAGGGCAAAACAGAGAAGCACGAGUCUCAGAAAGAUUACGUGAAGGGCUUUGGUGGCAAGUUUGGUGUGCAGACGGACAGACAGGACAAGUCAGCCGUGGGAUGGGACCACCAGGAGAAACUGCAGCUCCAUGAGUCGCAGAAAGACUACUCCCAUGGGUUUGGAGGAAAGUUUGGCAUCCAGACGGACCGAAUGGAUAAGAGUGCAGGUAACUUUGAGGAUGUGGAGAAACCAAGACCUGCCUACCAGAGGACCAAGCCUGUGGAAACUGCCGGCAGCAGCACGGGCAGCAUCAAGGCCCGCUUCGAGAACAUCGCCAAGCAGAAUGAGGAGGAGGACAAGAAACGGGCGGAGGGGGAGAGAACCCGCCGCCAGGCCAAAGAGAAGCAGGAGCAAGACGAGGCGCGGCGCAAGAUAGAGGAGACAGCCAAGGCCAAGCCUGCCUCCCCGGCUUCUGAGACCAUCCCCACCAUUAGCCCUACCCCUCCUGCCCAGCAAGCCUCACCUUCGUGUGUACCUGCAGCCGCCGACCCAGUUUACCAGGACUCUGGUGUGUACGAGGAUCCUGCAGCAGCGGAGAAUGGGGAAGAUCUGUACGAGGCAGAGCCCAUCUCCCGGCCCUCUGCCGAGCAGACGUAUGAGGAGCCUCCCGCCCAGGAGGAGGGACUCUUCCAGAGUCCUGACGAGACAGGAGACGUCCAGACAUAUGAGUACGGUGAGGACUUGGGGUUAACCGCAGUGGCCCUGUAUGACUACCAAGCAGCUGGUGAUGACGAGAUCUCUUUCGACCCUGAUGACAUCAUCACUAACAUUGAGAUGAUUGACGAGGGCUGGUGGAGGGGUGUGUGCCGGGGUGCCUACGGCCUCUUCCCAGCCAAUUACGUUGAGGUUCGGCAAUGAGCCCGCCCACUACACCAAACAGUCUCUCUCCCCAUCCCAUCCAUCUCUUCUGAUUCCUCUCUUUUUCUCGCGCUCUCUCAUUCUGUUGAUCACGUGCUUCUUUCAAGUGUGCUCGACAUUCUCAGGUCUUUCAGCUGUCCCGGUCUUUCUUCCUUUCUCUCGCUCCUCUCCUUGGGAGGAGGCUUCAGCCUGAUAAAGGACUCAGAAUAAAAGAAGGUUCACGGACAAACACUCACUCUGGCUCUGCUACGCAAUCGAGAGAGAUAAAGAGAGUGAGCGGGUGAGCCCUGCUAUGACAGAAAGGCCUUUCAUGGUAAAGCAAAUCAUCAGAAAAACACUACUCCCAUUAUAAUGGCAAGUUAUAUACUUGGUUUUCUAUAAGAUGCCAGACACUCUUGCUGCUUUGCCCCACUUGCACCAGUUAGUUCAUUUACUUUAAAUGACAUGUAUUCAAACUUCCACGGUAUCGAUUGAGACCUGGCUGCUACAGUAUCACUCGCAGUAUAGAUAUUAACAUCACCAAAGAUGGAGAUCACAGAGGUGACGUAGAAAUGAACCCCAUGCUUUGUGUGCAUAUAGUGACGUUGUGGUCCUCUUUUAAGAAGGCUUAAAGUAACUUUUAGACCAAGUUUGGAACUAACAUGAUGACAUAACACUGGAAAUGUAUUAUGUUUAGAUUUUUUUUUUUUUAAAUGCCACUUCCAGAAGUGGUUUGACGUUGAUUGGUGUGCUAGCACUUUGGUUCAGUUUGGUAAUAGUGCAGACCAAUUGAUUGGUGUGUAACUGAAUUGGUGUAGCUGGUUCGGAGAGAACUCUGAGCCGCGGGGGUUUCUCUCUCUCUUUGGAACACUUGUUUGCUUUAGUCAGCGGAGAUCAGAUAACACGAAGAAACCCAAUAGGGAUGUUUUUGAGGAUGUGUUGUUGAAAACCGUAAGUUUGCUUAGGCUUACCCACAUUUUUGGUGUAACGCCUGCGUUCGCUUUAAUCAAGGGGCGAAUAUGAUCACCAUAGAUGUUGUGAACCUCUGCUGCGUCUCGUCUCCUCCUUUUCUCAUUGUCACGAAAGAAGACUCCAGAAAGCAGUAGAAGAAAAUAAAUAAUGGAGCUGUCUGUCUUUUUAAUCACUUGCCCAUAGUCCUGCGGUAGAUCAUGUCAGAUAGUAUGCUGAAAGUAAACGAUGUACAGAAAGAUGUUUUUAUGAUGCUCUGAGAAAUAUAUAUUGAGUCGAAAAAAAAAUUUUGUUUUUCAAACCCCUGCCCCCGCUGCGUGUUCGAUGUAGACCAGACCUGUAUAUUUUGUCACAGGCGUGAUGUCACGCUGCCUGUGGCAGGAGUCUGUCACGUGUUCUAUGUCAUGUCUGUAGCGUGUUCAUGUACUGUAUGUGCAACUUGGUAUAUUAUGAUGUCUGGGGCCACAUUGACAUCCGUAUCAUGACCGACAUGUACUGUUGACUGAGUGAUAUUUAUCUAUAGGUGGCUAUAAGUACUAAAAUAAUACUCUAACAAUAUUGGGCUAUAAGGGGGAUUUUGACUGUGAUUGUUUCUAAAACGCAGAGUGAUUAUUUUAACCGAUGACAAUCUCACCCCAACGUCACGGUGAUCUAAUGCAAUAGUGUAGCUUCAGUAGGUGUGUGGGUGAGUGGGGAUGGGGUCUCAUCAAAUAAAUUCUUUGGGGUUUUAUAAUAACAAAGUGACCUUUUUUAUAUUUGUUUAUUUUUAUCUGUACUUCUGCUUUGCUCAAGUCACCACAUUACCUGCUUGUUCUUUUUUUUGUAAGUAAAUAGUUUAAAUAAACAAUGUAUGGAUAGUAUUUUGUUUACUUCGCUUCGUCUUUACAUCUGCUAUCUACAUCCUGAAAUGAACAGCUUCUGUAUAACACAUCCUCAACCUUGUGAAGGUGCGUAAUGGGCUUUGCAGGCAUGGUUCCCUUGCGCGCGCUGAAUAAAUGUAAUUCAACCACUGAAACCCUC